Penicillium canescens is the source of this 1311-nucleotide messenger RNA. RefSeq lists its product as uncharacterized. Lineage: Eukaryota; Fungi; Ascomycota; Eurotiomycetes; Eurotiales; Aspergillaceae. The record is from RefSeq and is a predicted model, not a curated record. The transcript has a single exon. The coding region runs from base 1 to 1311 and encodes 436 amino acids.
AUGGACGUAUCCCAAUCCCUCAAAGAAGCCUGCGCGCACCCAGACUCACUUUUCGCACGCUCAGAAGAAGACCUCAUAAACCUGGUCUACAAAGAGUUCCCACAAGACAUCGACCGUCUCAAGCGCGCGUACUCAAUCCGAGACGGACCCUGGACCCCACCAAGCACCCCAUCACCAUCCUACAUCAUAUACAAAGAAAACUACGACGAAGUCAACCGAACACUAGUAGGAUUCCUAGCCCUUCGCUGGAUCCACACAGACCAAUAUGAGACCUUUAUCGGCACCCAGUCCCCAGCGCCACAAUUAACGAGGGAAUCCUUCGAUUGGAUCCGGCAAUUCUACGCGCAGGUCAUCACGGACGCAAACACACUAUAUACCCUGAUCUAUUCCAUCAUCAUCAACGACCUAGGCAAAGAUCCCCAACUGGCCAUUGAUUACCAUACACAUACAGGGGAAGAUAUCUCCGCCCUCAACCACGAUGCCAUCCUCCUGCAAGCCUGCAAGCACGGUCUAAUCUAUUCACUGGAUACCCUCCCAGCCCAGGACAGAGAAGAUGUAUUCAAAGCAAUACAACUAGGCGCAACCUUCAACUUUGGCCAACUGGCCCAAGCAGAAAACGCCCCCGCCUGCCUGACGGCCCUGCUAGAAAUGAAGAGCUCCAAACGCAGUUUCCAAAUCCGCUUUAUGGAGCAGAUACUCGAUAUAGCUGGUGCAGCGGGGCACAUGGAUUGGACAUGCGCGAAGAAACUCAUCCAGCCUAUUUUCGAGGGAUAUCGCCAUGUUUAUGAAGUAUACGAGGGUGUCACUACUGGGACGUUGACUCUCCGCAGCGGGUAUAACUGGAUAUUGAUUCGGAGAGCGGAGUUCCUCUGCUUAGCGGAAGGUGUUCGGGCAUUCAAUGUUGAGUGGGAUCCCAGGGAUCGGGCUUUGAUGCGGUUAUUUUGUCUGGGUAACGUUACUACGCGCGACAAGGCGCUUUUGUACGAGGCUGCUUGGGAUGCUUUGGAUGAGGGGACCCGGGGGAAGUUGGAAAGGGCUCUUAAUGUUGAUGGGGUUAAGGGCGAGCCUGCUGUUCAGCCGACGUAUAUGCCCGCUUUACUUGGGCGUGUGUAUGGUAAGGAUGCAUUGGUGUGUGCGUUUCGGUUUCUUUGUCGCGUUAUGAGUGCGACGAAUAUAGGGGAUCCUGAGGUGGUGGUUAUUGAACGAAGUGUGUAUAAGGUGUUGAAGGAAGUUGUUGAGAGUGAGGCGUUUCAGAAUGAUCCGACUAUUCUGGAGGGUGUUGAUGUGCCUGAGGGUGUCGUUGUACUGUAA